Messenger RNA from Annulohypoxylon truncatum, 1070 nucleotides. RefSeq lists its product as uncharacterized. NCBI's taxonomy places the organism in Eukaryota, Fungi, Ascomycota, Sordariomycetes, Xylariales, Hypoxylaceae. The record is from RefSeq and is a predicted model, not a curated record. The transcript has 3 exons. Bases 236 to 724 code for a protein of 162 amino acids.
UCUGUUCAGAAGCAAUGAGACUUUGCGGCUGAUUUUGAUGCAUUCACAUGAGGUACAUACUUCACUUGGUGCUUCCAGUCAUCUAUAAAUGCUUCUUCCAUUCCAAGGAAGAGGAGCUACUUAUCUGGUGUAAAAUCACCUCUGGAAAGAAUCUUUUAUAUCAGCCUAACCAUUCUCUGUUUGCUAUAUAAAUUCCGUUUUAUCUUCCCAAUUCAUUGGUUUAUAAGGGCCCAUCAUGUCUGAUUUCGAGCAAGAGGGAGAAAACAUUGGGGCCUUCAGCAGGAACCAGAUUAAGUUCCUGGUCGAAAAUCAAACUGCCUUUGAAUUAGAAGCGGAAGGCUGUUUCGCUGACUGGGGAGACUUUGCGGAACCUCCAUCUACGAUCAAACCCUACAGUUCGGGCAGCGGCGGACACGUCAUCAGCUCUCGUAGUCCGUUUACUGGAUCGGCUGGCAUGUCCGGUUAUGCGGUCAAAAGUGGCUCUGAGGCGUUGUAUCUCCGAUUUCUAGGUUCCAAUCCUUACAUGAGCGCCAAGGACAACUACUGUACUUCGGCUGUCUUGACUCGGGAUGCAAAUAUUGGCCAGGGCGAUUAUAACUGGCUCUACUACAGAGAAGAGAAGGACGACUCGAAAUCCUUCAACGGCGGGACUCUGACAGUCACUAGCAACAUAGGUCAAGCCGAUGAUUGCGUCGCAAUCUUCACAGUUACUUUCGAGGAGUGAUUUUUGCCGCGGGAUGCAGUCUUUGCACAUGGGCACUAUUCUAACGGUCCUUCCAGAGGCCCAGCUGGUUCGAGAUUUGACUUGUCAGGGGUUCAUCCCAUUAGGGAGGUUGGCAUGUUAAGAGGGGUGAUCUAAACCAGUACAGAGAAGACGAUACUUCAUGUAUACCACGUUCUUUAGUAGACUACCUAGGUAUCUUAACAUUCCUUGCAUGACGAUGAUGUGCCCCUCUCAUUACCUAUAUUCACGUCGUGACAAGGCUUCUAUGUUGUUACACAGCAACCGUCAGACGAUGGGUCAACCGUAUGGCAAGGUCCUAGAAAUGGGAUUAAUGACGCACGGAAAC